CGGCGCUGCAGAUCAACCUGCGCGAGACGGAGAAGAUCCUGCGCCAGAAGAGACGGAGCCAGGCGAAGGCGAGGCAGAACCUGAACAACCAGUGGAUGGAGCUGGCCCAGAAGGAGAAGACGCUGCGGGAGAACUUCCUGUUCUUCAACUCGUUCGUACGGGAAAAUAUGGAAAAGAGGGAGCGAGCUAAGCACAAAAUCGUGGAAGAUGUGGAGUUGUGCGACCAGAGACAGAAGGAGAUAGAAAGUUUGAAGAAGAACCACGAUGAAAUCCAAAAGGCCAAGGUGGACAUGGACGCCAAAAUCAAGGAGUACCACAUGUAUGAGGUGUUCCUUGAUGAGGUAGUCGAGCACUCCGGUGAAUUCCAAAAUAUUCAGGAGCUGAUCAACCGGUACUUGUCCCUGGUCAAUGCCAAGAACCAGUUGGCGCACUUCCAAGAGGACAAUCUAGUGGCCUUGGAAAACGCCAGGAGCGACAUGAUGAAGAUCAUCGAGGAGAAGAAUCUGGUGAUCAUGGGACUCAACAACCAGAUCGCCAGUUUGCAGGCGAGGUUCGAGAACGCCAACAUCAAGUCCCUCGAGUGUGAGCAGCUGGUGACGCGUAUAAAAAAUAACGCCGUCAGGAUAAUGAACGAAAUAGACGAAGUUAAGUCCUCCGUAUGGAACGUAUACGUGCAUAUGGCGCAUUCCAAGAAGCACCCCGUGAAGAUAAAGAAGGAGAACGUCGAGGAGCAGGCCCUGUACAUCAAGCGAACGCUCACUGAGCUGUCCAAGAUCAACACUAUUCUGAGGAAACCCGCGAAAUUGGCCAAGAUGAAGCUGAAGUCCGCGUGA
Messenger RNA from Anoplophora glabripennis (Asian longhorned beetle), 833 nucleotides. Its product is annotated as coiled-coil domain-containing protein 42 like-2-like. The coding region runs from base 96 to 833 and encodes 245 amino acids. The transcript has 5 exons. Lineage: Eukaryota; Metazoa; Arthropoda; Insecta; Coleoptera; Cerambycidae. The record is from RefSeq and is a predicted model, not a curated record.